Apiotrichum porosum is the source of this 309-nucleotide messenger RNA. RefSeq lists its product as uncharacterized. The coding region runs from base 1 to 309 and encodes 102 amino acids. The transcript is spliced from 2 exons. The record is from RefSeq and is a predicted model, not a curated record. NCBI's taxonomy places the organism in Eukaryota, Fungi, Basidiomycota, Tremellomycetes, Trichosporonales, Trichosporonaceae.
AUGAGCGGCCUUACCCGCGUCAACCGCAACACGGGGUUCACGCCAGCCCCAUCCCCAGCUCCAAUCCUCUACCCACCAUCCGGCCCGACAUCAGGACGGGUGACGCCGUCGACGGCCGGUCAGCGCGGCCGCGCGUCCCCGGGCCCGGCGGCGAACCAGUACUCUGAGAGCCCGUUUGGCGGGGGCAUGAGUUCUGGUGGUGCCUUUGGAAACCAGAGGUCUGCCCACGAGCUUGAGCAGCACAAUGACGAUCUCCUCUCUGGCUUGCUGGGGAAGGUGGACACCUUGAAGAAUGUGUGUAAACGAUAA